GCGCCCUCUAGCAUUCUUCUUACGUUGUUUAUGAUAGCAAAGGCCGUGGGUUUUCUGGCAAAAAAGAAAGAGAAAGAAAAAUGACUGAAGUCAGCUGGAAAUUAAAUUGACUUUAUCGACGUCCGAAGGUAUUGUGGCCUCUGCCGAAGGUUGUUUUGGUUACUAGCUGCCUGAGCAGGAAGAAGAAUUUUUGCAUGCUUUACGCUUUAUGCCACAAGAAAUUGUGCAGCAUGAGCUACCCGGACAAAACGGAAGGUACCUCUAAAGAAGAGUGGGUCACACGUCUAGAAAAUGCACAUAUCCAACGUGCAGACAUGAACAAGCUCAUCAUGAACUAUCUUGUGACAGAGGGUUUCAAAGAAGCGGCAGAAAAGUUCCAACAAGAGUCUGGAAUCGGACCUUGCAUGGAUUUGGACUCUAUGGACGAUCGCAUUCGCAUUAGGGAUGCUAUUCAAAACGGCCGAAUCCAAGAAGCUACUUCUCUUGUCAAUCAGCUGCACCCUGAACUGUUAGACAAUGACCGCUACCUUUAUUUCCACUUGCAGCAACUUCAUCUGAUUGAGCUGAUUCGAUCAGGGCAGGUUGAGGAAGCCUUGAGCUUUGCCCAAAAUCACCUCUCAGAAGCGGGUGAAGCAGAUCCUGCUGUGCUGAACGAGCUUGAGCGAACAUUGGCACUGCUUGCUUUUGAUGAACCAACGCAGAGCCCUUUUAGCGACCUCCUCCUACCCACUCAUCGACAAAAGGUCGCAAGUGAACUGAAUGCUGCUAUCUUGAAAACGGAGCACUUGGAGUCUACAAGUCCUCGUUUGUCAAACCUAUUGAAGCUUAUCCUGUGGGCGCAAGAUGAGUUAGAUAAACGUAAGGUCAAAUACCCAGCUAUGACCAACAUAGGAAAUGCUCUAAUCGAGGGGCCUAAAUGAUCCAAGCAUCAUGGCAUCAAGAAGCGGAAGAAAGAGAAGAAACGGCCUCACCAUUGAAAUGGAAGUGACUGUGCUGAGUGAUGGUUUCUUAAAAGAAACAUUCCUGCUACUUGGUGCAAAAGUUCCUUGAGAAUAACUUUCUUUGUAAGUGAUUUUAUACUGAGGGAAAACUAUUUACAAAAAUCAGUUAGUGUUGAUUAACACAAUUCCUUUCUCUUCUUUUCUCUGUCUCUAUUUUAAGAGAUUACUUAAAAGUUUUUUUUUUCUUUUGUAUAUACUUUAAGGAAUGUUUGGUUCAUUCAAUACUCUGAAGCAAGGAUCUGCUUGCAAUGCAAAAAGAAACAAGGCUUCUAUCAGCUUUAGAAAUUUGUUGGGUGAUUCUAGAGUUCUGGGAUUAUCUUAUCUUAUUAAGUAACCUGUUUCUUUUCUGUGGUGUAUCUGUUCUUUUCUUUUGUCUGCUUUGAGAGGAGUACGUCUUAAAUUUAUACAGGAAACUAAAGAGAUGUUUUCCACAAAAGUUUUGUACAUUUUUUGAUUUGAGAUGUAAUUAGUACCUUUAAUGGAUUUUUUAAAAAUGUUGUGUAGAUGGCUAAGUUAUUGCACAUGUGCUCGAUUAUGUGCAUGGUUAGUUCUGUUAAUUAUUUAUUUAAGUCAUUUUAGUUGUGUUAUACUCCUUAAAAUAUUUUUAGGGGAUGGAAUCUUAAAAUUGACCAUCUAUCUACCAUAAGGAUCCCCAAUGGUUCUCAAUAUUCUUGUGAAAGCAAUUGAUCACUAUUACAAUACAAAGAGGCAAGGAUAAAAAAAGAUAAGACUGUUAAGAUUGGGAACACAUCAUUACUUUACCUGUUUUUGCCCUACUUUCUGUUUUUUUUGGGGGGUGUCACUGAAGUAUUGUAAAAUUAUCUUAAACAAAGUGGUUUGGAAUAGGAGUCCUUUUUAUGACACAUGGCUUGAAUUUUCCUUCAGAUAAGCUUACUCCUUAGUGAUUUUUAUUUGUUUUUAUUGACUCUACAAAUUAAAAACAAUGGUGAAGAACCACUUUCAAUCCCAUUACCUGCAUGUUCAUGUUUUAUCUUUUCAACUACUGAGUCAUUAGCCACUUGCAUCCUAAGCCAAGUCGUUUUUGAUGUAUGUGUGAUGUUUGAAAUACAUUUCUAACAAAUAUCCCA
Molecule: messenger RNA, 2089 nt
Organism: Thrips palmi
Lineage: Eukaryota; Metazoa; Arthropoda; Insecta; Thysanoptera; Thripidae
Gene: Hou
Product: glucose-induced degradation protein 8-A homolog
Exons: 5
Coding region: 195-920 (241 amino acids)
Biological process (GO): proteasome-mediated ubiquitin-dependent protein catabolic process
Cellular component (GO): nucleus; cytoplasm
Molecular function (GO): protein binding
Source: RefSeq, a predicted model, not a curated record